AUGGUGGAUGUGACGCACACAAACUUGAGGGAAUGGCUGCCCACGCUGAAGAGCACCAUCUCCAAAUCGUCGUUUAUAGCAAUCGACUACGAAUUCCUCGGAAUUCCUACCACUGAAGAUGUCGUCUCGCUUUUCGAUUCCCCCGAAACAAGAUACACAAAAUACCUGGAGUCGGUCCGGAAGUUCCCACCGUGCCAGCUGGGCAUCGCCUGCUUUAUGAACAACGAUGAGGGCAGCUAUUGCGCCGAGGUGUUCUCGUUCCCCGUCUUCAAGCGGUUGACCCCAAAAGUGUUCUCCUUCGAGCUGCCGUCGAUGAAAUUUCUCGCUAAGCACAAGUUCGACUUCAACAAGCUAGUGGCCGACGGUGUCUCCUACGCAAACAAAAAUGAUCUGGCUCGAUACAGGAAAGAAAUCGAACGCCAGGAGAUUGACUACGACAUUUUUGCCGACAACCUGGAAUACCGCAUCAAAAUGCUGAAGCUGCACGUGCUCGAGGAGGCCCACAUUCACAAUAACCCGGCGUUCCUGGAGUCGUCAGCGGUGCGCAGAAGAAAGACGGCAUCGAUGGCAGUUGAAGGGCCAUUGAAUCUGGUUGGGCCCAUGCUGAUUCAGCUAUCACCCGAAGGCAUCGUCUACGCGACAGAGGGAAUGGCGCCUGUUAGUGCCCCACUCUGGGAUCGCGAGCUGUCCCCGGUCGAGGCGUCGAUUGUCGUCUACGAGAUGACCCUCCAGUUUCCGAAUUGUGAAUUCCACGUCGACCCCACGAGGACUAUUUUGUAUUGCGCCGAGCAGCAGCGCAUCUUCCGGCGUGGUGAUGUCGGGGAAGAGCGGCUGAGAGUGUUGCUGGAAAAUGUAAUGAUCGAAAUCUCUGGCCUGUCGCAGUUGAUCCACUGGAUGGCCGAGGAAAAGAAGCCGAUCAUCGCCCACAAUUCACUCCUCGACCUGCUCUACACGUAUCACUGCUUCGAGUACGAGCUGCCGGAGGAGUACUCCGCAUGGAAAGGAGCCCUCCAUCGACUUUUCCCCUGCAUCAUCGAUACGAAAAUCAUGGCCGCAUCGCUGCAAGAUCUCCUCCGAAAGCACGGCGUCACCGAUUUCUCGCUGCAAACCCUCGGCAGCUUCUUCCACUCGCCGUCUUGCGGAGAGAUACUGCCCCUCACCGUGUCGUUCACCUCAUACCACUCGCAAUCAGCGUUUACGCCCGAUGAGCACUACCACAACGCGGCCUUCGACGCACUCAUCACCGGCGAGGUCUUCGUCAAGCUGGCCUACCUACAUGCGAUGAAUAGGAACAAGGACAAAUACGCGUUCAACAAGCUGUGGCCCCUCGAGAACCUCAUCUACGUCUGCCGCGCCGAUUUCGCCAACCGUAUCCCCGUCCGGCUGAUGGAUUCGCUGUACUGUAAUUUGAUAGGCUCCGAUCCGGCCGGCGAGCGCCCGCACAUCUUCCGGUUGACGCCGAAACGAGCCGGGCCUGCCUGGGCCCAAUCGAUAGCCCCUGUUCGUUGGAUCGUCACGUUGCUGAGUAAUGAGCCGACACUGAUCAGCGAGCAAGACUACACGACAUUCCGCCACGACGUGCGUAGGCGUUUCGGGUCGACCCGGGUUGAUGCGCGGCUCGCCCCCACGCGGGCAUACAUCGAGAUUGCUACAAAUACGGCUAAUACUUUUGGCCGUGUGUGCUCGUGGUUGGUGACGAUGGAUCAGUACGAUUUGCCGGCCGGCAUCCGCGAACAACAAUAUGAGGAGAGACUCAUCUCUGCCUCAACCUACGCCAGACAGCGGUCCACGAGAAGCCGAAAACCCGAGGAGAGUCACUCGGCCCAACUGCUGUGCAUAUCGGCCAUCUCUGCCCUCAGCGCCCUCGCAGCCAUCGCUGCCUGGCGACAUUUUAAA
Mesorhabditis spiculigera is the source of this 1896-nucleotide messenger RNA. NCBI's taxonomy places the organism in Eukaryota, Metazoa, Nematoda, Chromadorea, Rhabditida, Rhabditidae. The record is from the annotation of a GenBank genome assembly.